Molecule: messenger RNA, 4689 nt
Organism: Cryptomeria japonica (Japanese cedar)
Lineage: Eukaryota; Viridiplantae; Streptophyta; Pinopsida; Cupressales; Cupressaceae
Product: ABC transporter B family member 19
Exons: 10
Coding region: 268-4572 (1434 amino acids)
Biological process (GO): transmembrane transport
Cellular component (GO): membrane
Molecular function (GO): ATP hydrolysis activity; ATP binding; ABC-type transporter activity
Source: RefSeq, a predicted model, not a curated record
UUUCAAUUCAAUCUCUACCCAAAUUUGUUCAACAUAAAUUCACACAUGAAUUGAUUUUGAUUUUGAAUUCGACUCAAAUUUGGUUGAUAUAAAUUCAAGCAAGAAUUGAUUUUGAUUUUGAACUUGAGCUCUGCCCAAAUUUGAUUAACAUAAACACACGCAAGAAUUGAUUUUGAUUCUGAAUUCGAGCUCUGCCCAAGACUGUUAAUCUGAAACAGGAAAUUUUAGAUUUCAGAGAGAUUACCAGCAAAGUAGAGAAGAGAAGACAUGGAGGAUGAUUACAGCAGAGCAUCAAGAAGAAGAAGUAAUCCCAAUUCACACUACACAUCAAGAGACCAUUCAAGAGCUGGGAGCAGGACUCGAACUCCAGCGAGGUCACCGGUUCGACGCCCAGCAUCGGCCCUGCGAUAUCUGGCAUGGGAGGGAGGUGGGUCCUCUGUAUAUGAUCCGCCCAGCCUUGGAUUUGCUCUGAGCCCCUGGGCAGGCGGAUCAAGUUGGCAGGCUCCACCAAGGCCAACGGCAUAUGACUUCUACAUAGGGGGCUUCCAGGACAUCAGAACAGGGCAUGAUUUCAGUCACAGAUUGGGGCCUAACAGCAGAACACCUGGAACAUCUAUUCAAGGCAGCCCUUUCAGAUCUCGACCUCAAACGCCCAAUUCUCAUCGUUCUGGAACAUCUUUUCAAUCGAGUCCGAGGAAAGUGAAGAAAGAUUUGGAGCUGCAGAGCCUCGUUUCAGAGGAUCAAUUGAGCAUGACCAAUGAAUUUUCUUUCAUGCCCACAAUUGAAGAAAUUAGUGGCUCGGUGAGUGGUAAUAAAUCGGGAUUUGAGGGAAGAGAUUCGUCUUUCUAUGACGUCCAAUCCUCUUCGGGUUCAUCUGAGUUUUUGGAUGAAGAACACUAUGCUGAGAAGCCCAAAACAGUUGGGAUGUUGGGAAUGUUUGUUCAUGCGAGUGGUUGGGAGAAGAUUUUGAUGGUUUUGGGCUCGCUUGGAGCUUUUGUCAAUGGCGGCGCGCUUCCUUGGUAUUCGCUUCUUUUUGGUAGAAUUGUCAACACCAUUGGCCACCGUGAUACUUCUGGCCUGCUUGAUGAAGUUCGAAAGGUAUCGCUGUAUAUGACUGGACUCUCAAUUAUGGUAGUAAUCGGCGCAUAUUUACAAAUAGCAUGCUGGACUAUAGCAGGAGAAAAAAUGGCUCACAGAAUUAGAACAAAAUAUUUGAGGGCUGUGCUCAGACAAGAUAUAGAAUUUUUUGACACUGGUAUUGAGACUGGAGAUAUCAUGCAUGGCCUCUCCACUGACGUUACUCAAAUACAGGAAGCAACCGGUGUAAAGAUGGGGCAUUUUAUCUAUCAUUGUUGCACCUUCAUUUCUGGCUACACUGUUGGCCUUCUCAAGUCAUGGCAGAUAGGCUUAGUGGUUUUGGCAAUGACACCCCUUAUGAUGAUUUCAGGAAUUGCCUUCAAAGCAGUGCACAUUGGUCUGGCCACAAAAGAAGAAGCAUCAUAUAGGGGAGCAGGAAAUAUUGCUGAGCAGGCUAUUAGCUCCAUAAGAACAGUGUUCUCAUUUGUUGCAGAAGAUCGUCUUGUUGCACAAUACUCAGAGUUACUCGCAAAAUCAAUUCCCUUCGGUUUAAAACUAGGCUUUGCUAAAGGCUUUGGUCUUGGGAUAAUCUAUUUGAUUUCAUACUCCACAUGGGCAGUGGCGUUUUUCUACGGUUCCAUUCUCGUUUCUAACAAAAAAAUCACCCCUGGUGAUGCCAUUGCCUGUUUCUUUGGAGUAAAUGUAGGCAGCAGGGGUCUAGCAAUGGCUUUAGCAUACUUUGCUCAAUUUGCCCAGGGAUCGAUAGCUGCCAGCAGAGUCUUCCAUGUUAUAGAACAAGUUCCUUAUAUUGACAUUGAUGAUAGAGAAGGCACCGUCCUAACUAAAGUGCAAGGAAGGAUCGAGUUCAAGAAAGUUUAUUUUGCUUAUCCUGCAAGACCUGACGCUACAAUUCUUAGAUCAUUUAACCUUGAUGUUCCACGCGGUAAAACACUUGCACUUGUAGGUCCAAGUGGUUCUGGAAAAUCCACAGUCUUCUCUUUGAUUGAGAGAUUUUAUGAUCCUCAGGCAGGUUAUGUUCUGUUUGAUGGGGUGGAUAUCAAAGAACUUCAAUUGAGGUGGCUAAGGAAGCAGAUAGGAAUGGUUGGGCAGGAGCCUGUCCUGUUUGCAACAACAAUUCUCGAAAAUAUUUUAUACGGGAGAGAAGAUGCCACUUUGAAUGAUGUGACUGAUGCAACCAUUGCUGCUAAUGUUCACAGUUUUAUUUCAAGCCUCCCUGAAGGAUACAGCACUCAGGUUGGGGACCAAGCGCAGCUGUCCGGUGGCCAAAAGCAGAGAAUCGCCAUUGCCCGUGCUAUUCUGAAAAACCCAAAUAUUCUCCUGCUUGAUGAGGCUACAAGUGCUUUGGAUUCAGAGUCCGAAACAAUUGUCCAAGAAGCACUGGAUCGCCUUUCUGUUGGCCGAACUACUCUUGUAAUUGCUCAUCGCUUAUCUACAGUCAGGAAUGCCAAUACAAUUGCUGUGAUGGAGCAGGGGGUAGUAACAGAAAAAGGGACUCACAAUGAGCUUAUGAAAAAACAAGGAUCUUACUUCUCUCUGGUAACCAUGGCUGCAUCCCAGAAACCCCAGCAAGAUCCAAGCAAGUCUCCCAACUCUGCAAUGUCUCCUUAUAAUAAUUUUGAACCAUCCUUAAAUAGCUAUUCUUCACCCAAUCCAUUCUCCAAGCCAUUCCAGAAAGAAUUUGGACAGCAGGAAGAAUUGAAGCCUAAACCUGUUCCACUGUCACGGAUCAAGAACAUGCAGAAACCUGAAUUCGCUGUGUUGUUCAUUGGAUUGUUCCAUGCAUUGCACGCUGGAGCAAUCAUAUCUAUUUUCCCAUUAAUUUUGGGGCAGGCAUUACAAGUUUAUUUUGAUAAUGAUCCAAAAAAGAUGAGGACUAAGGUAAGCUAUCUAUGCUUAGCUUUGGUGGGCCUCGGAAUAGGCUGCAUUAUCUCUAUGACAGGACAGCAUGGAUUCUGCAACUGGGCAGGGACCAAAUUGACAGCAAGGGUAAGAGAGAGGUUGUUCCAGUCCAUACUGAAACAGGAGGUUGCAUGGUUUGAUCAAGAGGAGAAUGGAAGAGGGGUCCUCAUGAGCCGUCUAUCUGCAGACUGCACUAUUCUUAGAGCAGUGCUUGGGGACCGUUUUUCAGUUCUGCUGAUGGGUGUAAGUUCCACUGCAACAGCUCUUAUCAUCUGCAUGGCCUUGAACUGGAAGCUAACCCUGCUAGCCAUAGCAUUAACUCCAUUUUUUCUAGGAGCAAGCUACUUCAGCCUAAUGCUAACACUUGGGUCCAAAGAUAAGACAGAUGGGUAUGCCAGAGCCAGCACUAUUGCUGCAGGAGCUGUAUCCAAUGCCAGAACAGUUGCCACCUUCUCAGCUCAAGACAAGCUUGUCUCCACCUUCAAUCAGGCACUCUCAGAGCCAUGCGAACGGGCCAUAAAAAACUCACAGAUCAUAGGAAUAGCAUUCGGCCUAUCUAAUGGAGCUAUGUAUUUGGCAUACACAUUAACCCUCUGGUUUGGAUCUUACCUCGUUGAAAAACACCAGGCAAAAUUUGGUGAUGUAUUCAAAAUCUUCCUGAUUGUGGUUCUUAGCUCCUUCUCGUUAGGGCAACUGGCUGGCCUGGCUCCUGAUACAUCCAAGGCAGCUGUAUCUAUACCAUCAGUAUUCCAUAUUAUUGACAGGAAGCCAACAAUUGAAACAGACAGGCGUAAGGGAAGGAAGUUGCAGAAAAUCAAUGGAGAAAUAGAAGUCAAGAAUAUUUCCUUCGCAUAUCCUUCUCGUCCUGAUACAAUAAUACUCAGAAAUUUUAACCUGAGAAUGAAAGCAGGCGCCAUGACAGCCAUUGUAGGGGGCAGUGGAGGUGGAAAGUCCACUAUCUUGUGGCUUAUUCAAAGGUUUUAUGAUCCCAAUCAGGGGAAGGUUUUACUGGAUGGCACUGACAUUAAGGAUCUUGAUCUCAAGUGGCUUCGAAAGCAAAUGGCCUUGGUUAACCAAGAACCUGCACUCUUUGCAGGUUCUAUCAGAGAAAACAUAGCAUUUGGGAGCCCCAGUGCUACAAGGGCUGAGAUAGAAGAAGCUGCUGGUUCUGCAUAUAUUCAUAAGUUCAUCAGCAGUCUACCUCAGGGCUACGACACACAGGUAGGGGAGAGUGGAGUGCAAUUGUCGGGAGGCCAAAAGCAGAGAAUUGCCAUAGCAAGAGCAAUUGUUAAGCGUUCCAAAAUUCUAUUGCUGGAUGAAGCUAGCAGUGCACUGGAUGCGGAGUCUGAGAUGAAUGUUCAAGAGGCUCUAAAUAAGAUUAGAAGUGGAAAGCAGAUAACUGCCGUGAUUGUAGCACAUAGGCUCUCCACCAUUAGAGAGGCUCAGCGAAUAGCAGUUGUUGAGGGAGGGAGUGUUGUGGAAUUGGGCAAUCACACAAAGCUCUUAGCGACAAAGCCUGAUGGGAUUUAUGCCAACAUGGUUAAGACUGAGAUGGAGGCACAUGCACUUUCAUAAUGCUGAAUUUGUGAAUAAAAUUUAUUGUAGGAAAAAAACAAGGCAUUCCUAAGCAAGUGUAUUUUGUAUAAAAAUCCAUAUUGAAUAAUAUGAAAUUACCAUUCUUUCUAUUUCUUC